Xiphias gladius (swordfish) is the source of this 3651-nucleotide messenger RNA. It is a transcript of the gene smc5, whose product is annotated as structural maintenance of chromosomes 5. Bases 103 to 3333 code for a protein of 1076 amino acids. NCBI's taxonomy places the organism in Eukaryota, Metazoa, Chordata, Actinopteri, Istiophoriformes, Xiphiidae. Gene Ontology annotation, cellular component: Smc5-Smc6 complex. The transcript has 24 exons. The record is from RefSeq and is a predicted model, not a curated record. Gene Ontology annotation, biological process: double-strand break repair via homologous recombination. Gene Ontology annotation, molecular function: ATP binding; ATP hydrolysis activity.
UGUCCAACCAGCUUCUCAGCAACGACUCGACGAAGCGCGCGAGGGCGAACGAAAGAGCCCGUACUUGUUUAGGUAGGCUGCCGUUUCCUUUUUCCUGCAACCAUGGCGGAGUCCGGCAAACGACGGCGACUCAGUCACGUUAACAGCAGCUCACAAACUUCUGCCAGCGCCGCCAAAAUGUUCACGGGCAGUCAGCGCGAUGCAACCGGAGGAGAAAGUUUUGUGGACGGAUCCAUACUGCGCAUCACCAUGAAAAACUUCCUGACCUAUGACUACUCUGUGGUGUAUCCUGGACCUAAUCUGAACAUGAUUGUUGGAGCCAAUGGAACUGGCAAGUCCAGCAUUGUUUGUGCAAUCUGUCUGGGUCUGGCUGGCAAGACCGCUAUCCUGGGCAGGGGUGAUAAGGUUGGACUUUAUGUCAAACGUGGCUGCAAUAAAGGAUCUAUUGAGAUUGAACUGCACAAGAGUGGUGGUAAUGUAGUGAUUAACAGAGAGAUCCAUGUGGAGAAUAAUCAGUCUCUGUGGAUGCUGAAUGGAAGACACUGUAACCAAAAAACGGUGGAAGAGGAGGUCAAAGCUCUGCAGAUCCAAGUCAGCAACCUCUGCCAGUUUCUGCCUCAGGAAAAAGUGGGAGAGUUUGCCAAGAUGUCCAAAAUUGAGUUGCUGGAGGCAACUGAGAAGUCAGUGGGACCACCAGAGAUGUACGAGUACCACUGUGAGCUCAAAAACUUCCGCAACAAAGAACGAGACCUGGAGAACAUCGUGAAAGAAAAGGCCAACUUCUUAGAGAAGGCCAAGCAGAGGAAUGAAAGGAACAAACAUGAUGUGAACCGUUACUAUGAAAAGAAGAGGCAUCUGGAUGUGAUUAAAUUGCUCAAGAAGAAGAAACCGUGGGUGGAGUAUGAGACCACCCGUAAGGAGCUUGAGGGUGUGAAGAGGGAGCGAGAUGAGGCCAAAAAGCAGCUCUCUGCCCAGAGGCAGGCCCAGGCACCUAUGCUGAGGAAGAUUCAACAGAUUGACAACCAGCUGAAGCCCACUGAGGCACAAAUAAAGGCAAAGACUGCCGCCAUCAAAGAAGCCUCAAACAAGUGCAAACAGAAACAAGAUCAGCUGGAUCGAAAACACAAAGAGAUUGAAGAUAUUGAACAAACACUGAGACUGAAGCAGAUGGAGGAGGAAGACCACCAGAAGCGAAUCAGCAACACCAGACGGACUAUUGAGGACUUGAAGGCAGAGCUUGCCAAAGUUGGAGAUCAACCAGACGUGACACCGCAGAUCAAUGCUAUCAAUGUCGAGUUGAGAAGCAUCCAGGAGGAGAGAGCCAAGAUCAAAGGAGAGAAAGCUGACCUUAGCAGGGAAAGGGACAAGCUCUGUGGUGAAACUGCGAAGUUCAAGAAAAAGCUCAAUGACAUGAACAACAUGAUGAACGCCAAGGAGAGGAAGCUGCAAGGACGCCACCGGGACACACAUACUGCUCUCCAGUGGCUCAGACAGAACAGACACCUUUUUAAAGGGAAUGUCCAUGAGCCCAUGAUGCUGGUGAUUAAUGUGAGAGAUCAUCACUUUGCUAAGUAUGUGGAAAAUCACAUCCCAUUCCAUGACCUGCGUGCCUUUGUCUUCCAGAGGAAAGACGACAUGGAGAGUUUCAUGGCCGAGGUCCGUGACAAGAAGAACUUGAAGGUGAACUCCAUUUCUGCUCCGGAAGAAUCGUGUUCUAAGCGGCAGCCGUCCCGAAAUAUUGAGUCCCUGAGGCGUUUCGGAUUCUUCACCUACUUGCGUGAGAUGUUUGAUGCCCCUGAUGAGGUGAUGAGUUACCUCUGUCACCAGUACAAGGUGCAUGACGUCCCUGUGGGCAAUGAUCAAACCAAAGACAUGAUUAAAACAGUGAUUGAGGAGCCCUACCUCAGGGUGUUAUACACAACAGAGGAGAGGUACACAGUGAAGAGGUCCUUUUACUCCAACAAGAUUAGCACCAGUAACUCUGCAGUGCACCCUUCCCAGUAUCUUACUAUCACUGUGGACACUGAAGAGAAACGGCAGCUGGAGCAGCAGAUGAAGGCAUGUGAGUUGAAGUUACAAGACAUUGAUGAACGGAUGGAGGCCCUGCAGAAGGAAUUAACCGCCCUGGAUCGCCGUGACAAUGAAUUGUUGGCAGAGAAGAAGCGUCUCUCAGAACUAAAGGUCAAAAAGAGACAACUGGAGCAGAAAAUCAGUACCAAACAGGACAGUCUCAGGCAGAUGGAGCAGAGUGUUAUUGAUCUGAGGAAGAUUGAAGAGGAGACAAAAGAGAAAAUUGGAGCAGUCAAUUCCCAGAAGGUGUCCAUAGUCGCAGCGUUCAUGGCCCAAAUGAAGCUGAGAGCCACGCUGACUAUGGAGAAGGUGUACCUGGCUUUGGAGACCGUGGGGCUGACAGCAGAGAAGAUCAAGCUGGAGAAUGACUGCAGAGAAGGCGCCUCUGUACUUAAGGCCACUGAUCAAAAAUGCAACCGUCUGGAGCAGAGGAAGGUCCAGCUGACAGAACAAUGCAAAGACCUGUUGAAGAGAGCAAAGUCCAUGUGUACGAUGCAGCCUGAUGAGUCCUUACCUGAAGACCUGCGUAAUGCGUUCAGCAAGCUGCCUGACACACUGGACGAGAUUGAUGCCAUGCUGAAUGAGGAGCGGUCCAGAGCCGAGUGCUUCACUGGACUCAGUGAAAGUGUUGUUGACGAAUAUAGCAGUAGAGAGCUGGAGAUCACACAUCUGGAGAAAGAGCUGGAAGAUCAGAGCAACGCGCUGAACGCCUACCGACAGAACAUAUCAGAGGCUAAGGAACGCUGGCUGAACCCUCUGAAGCAGCUGGUUGAACAGAUAAAUGAGAAGUUCAGUGACUUCUUUCGCUCCAUGCAGUGUGCCGGAGAGGUUGAUCUGCACGCAGAGAAUGAGGAAGAGUAUGACAAAUAUGGGAUCCGUAUACGGGUGAAGUUUCACAGCAGCACUCAGCUCCACGAGCUGACGGCCUACCAUCAGAGCGGAGGAGAGCGCAGCGUCUCCACAAUGCUCUACCUCAUGGCCCUGCAGGAGCUCAACCGCUGCCCCUUCAGAGUGGUGGAUGAGAUCAACCAGGGAAUGGAUCCUGUAAAUGAGAGAAGAGUUUUUGACAUUGUGGUCCGUACAGCCUGCAAAGAGACAACAUCCCAGUACUUCUUCAUAACCCCUAAACUGCUGCAGAAUCUUCAGUACGCUGAGGAGAUGACCAUCCUGUGUGUCCAUAACGGCGCCCACAUGCUUCCCCCGAACCAAUGGGAUGAAAGGGCUUUCAUUAGACGGUGUCUCCAAAGAAAAGCCCGGGCAUGAAUCCACCAGGCUGACCUGACCUGCCUGGGUUCACUUGGUUUCCACUUCAUUGAGUUCAAGAUAUAUGACUGUUAAACUGAAAGUGAUGUUACUCAUUUAUGAAAAUGAAUUUCUGUUCAGUUAUUUCAGAUACAAUAUUCUAUAUGAACCUUUGAAAGAGAACUGUAAUUUUGUGCUGGGGAAAGGUCUUAAACAGAUCAUCAACAUUCACUUGCAGCAAUGUGUCAACUCUUUUGAUAAGGAAGAGAUGAAACAUAUUUUGUAUUAACAGUUAAUAUGUUUAUAUAUUUGAAUAAAAUAUUCUGCUGUUUUGUUUAA